AUGGAUGUCAAUGCCAAGCUCUCCAAUAAAAACGGCGAUAUUCUUUCUGACCCCACUCCAUACCGUCGUAUAGUUGGACGCCUCACCUAUCUCACCAUUACUAGGCCCGAGAUUGUGUACUCGGUUCAGACACUUAGCCAGUUCAUGAGUCAACCACGUCGGCCCCACUGGGAUGCUGCCCUUCGCAUCCUUCGCUAUCUCAAAGGCACACCAGGACAAGGUUUGUUCACGUCUUCUUCCAGCUCUUUCACCUUGAAAGGGUAUUGUGACUCUAAUUGGGCCAGUUGUCCUAUGACACGCCGUUCCUUAACAGGCUAUUGUCCCUUUCUUGGUGACUCUCCAUUAUCCUGGAAAUCAAAGAAACAAUCUACUGUAUCUCGUUUGUCAGCCGAAGCCGAAUAUCACUCUAUGGCCACUGUAACUUGUGAGCUCACUUAG
Molecule: messenger RNA, 438 nt
Organism: Magnolia sinica
Lineage: Eukaryota; Viridiplantae; Streptophyta; Magnoliopsida; Magnoliales; Magnoliaceae
Exons: 1
Coding region: 1-438 (145 amino acids)
Source: RefSeq, a predicted model, not a curated record